Oppia nitens is the source of this 1201-nucleotide messenger RNA. It is a transcript of the gene eIF2Bbeta, whose product is annotated as translation initiation factor eIF-2B subunit beta-like. NCBI's taxonomy places the organism in Eukaryota, Metazoa, Arthropoda, Arachnida, Sarcoptiformes, Oppiidae. The record is from RefSeq and is a predicted model, not a curated record. The coding region runs from base 101 to 1153 and encodes 350 amino acids. Gene Ontology annotation, molecular function: translation initiation factor activity; guanyl-nucleotide exchange factor activity. Gene Ontology annotation, biological process: translational initiation. The transcript has 7 exons. Gene Ontology annotation, cellular component: eukaryotic translation initiation factor 2B complex.
AUAAUGUUUUGAAUGCAAUUUUGAUGACAAAUAGUCAAAACAUUUAUUUUAUAAUCAAUUGAUUUGUUUUCUCAACAAUAAUUGCAUUAUCAUUGAAAUUAUGGAUAAAAUAUCGGAUCUAAUGGUUUACCAUAAGAUUGUUGGUCUCAUCAAAGACCUUAAACUCGGAUCCACUAAUGGUUCGUAUGAAUUGGCGACCAAUACUGUGAUGAUUAUACAAGAACUCAUUGAUCAAUAUAUGUGGUCUAAUGUCAGUGAACUAAUAAUUGUGAUUAAAGAGAUCGCCGAUGAGGUGAUCACCGCUGAACCGACAGAAACAGUGACCGGAAAUAUGUUUAAAAGAGUUUUAAAGAUAAUUAGAGACGAAUUCGCAAACGCCAGAGGACUUCAUAAUGAAGGAGAGAUUGAAGAAUCGCUUCAGAAAAUGAUAACCACUGAUGAAGAGCCGAAAGUUAAUUAUGAGAUUAAUUCUGAGUUUUUGAAGGAAUCUAUCAACGACUCCAUCAGUGAAUUGUUGUCUGAAUUAGAGAUGAGUGUAGAAAAUAUAGCGAAACAAUCACUCGAACACAUCUACUUUGAAGAAGUCAUUAUGACUUGUGGUAAAUCCAAGACUGUGGAGGCCUUCUUGAAAUAUGCGGCGAAGAAAAAGAGGAGAUUUCAAGUCGUAAUCGCUGAAUGCGCGCCAUUUUAUAACGGUCACGAAUUAGCUGUCAGUCUUUCUAACGAAAAGAUCAAUACAACAAUAAUUCCCGAUUCGGCUAUAUUUGCUAUUAUGUCGAGAGUUAAUAAAGUUAUAAUAGGAAGUCAUUCAGUAAUGGCUAACGGAGGUUUGAAAGCCGUGAGCGGCGCCUAUACUCUAGCACUGGCAGCCAAACAUUAUUCUGUUCCGUUGAUAGUCUGUACGGCAAUGUUUAAGCUAACGCCACAAUAUCUCGUAAGUCACGAUCAGUUGGCUUUCAACAAGUUUUCGUCUCCACAACAAGUGAUGCCAUACGAAGAGCCAGAAAUGGCAACCGAUUGUCAGGUUGUGAAUCCUGUCUUUGAUUACGUACCGCCAGAAUUGGUCACUGUUUUUGUUUCAAAUAUUGGUGGUAAUUCUCCCUCAUAUGUAUACCGGUUAUUGAAUGAAUUAUAUCACACCGAAGAUUAUUAAAUUUUUAUUAUAAUCCUAUAAUAAAUAUUUACAAUAAAAUUUAAAAAU